UGCCGGGCUCUCCGGGGCCGCCGGGCGCGUCCCUGUGGGCACCGGUGGAUGUGUGCGGGGUCGCUCGGGCUCGGCGGGUCUCUGCGGGAGCCGCGCCCUGCGCGAUCUCGCCCGCGGAGAUGGUCGCAGGCCCUACGGAUUUCAAGAUUUACACCUGAAGGAUACUUGGACAAAGCUAGGACACCUGUUAACUUGAGUCAAGCUGGAAUUCCUGUGAAAAGUUAAGCAUUUUCUUCCUGGCUGCCGGGAAAAAAUUCUCCUUUCAGGUUAUCAGAGAUGGUGAUUUGAAGAAUCAUUAUUUCCGAUAUGAACAAAGCAAAAACAUCUGAAAAAAGUGUUUCUGCCAAUUCUCGGACUGCAUCCCUGCUGUCACAGCUAGAGAAGAUCAAUUUGGAUUCUGUAUUAGGAGAAUCAGACAAUGCCAGAUAUGUUACCUCAAAGAUCCUUCAUCUGGUCCAGAGUCAAGAAAAAACCAGGAAAGAGAUGACUUCUAAGGGCUCCCCUGGAAUAGAAAUUAUCCUGUCAACCCUAGAGAAUACAAGAGAUCCUCAAACUAUUCUAAAUACAUUGAAUAUUCUCAUUGAGGUAGUCUCAGCUGGUGGUGGUCGGAGAGCAAGUGUCUUAGUCACCAAAGGAGGGACACGGAUCUUGUUACAGCUGCUUUUGACUGCCAGCAAAGACUGUCCUCCAAAUGAAGAACUAAUGGUGCUUCUUCAUACUCUUCUUGCGAAAAUUGGUCCAAAAGACAAGAAGAUUGGUGUGAAAGCAAGAGUAAAUGGUGCCCUGAACAUAUCAUUGAAUUUAGUGAAGCAGAAUUUGCAGAACCACAGGCUAAUAUUGCCAUGUCUUCAAGUAUUAAGAGUUUAUUCAACCAACUCUGUAAAUGCAGUAUCUCUGGGAAAGAAUGGAGUAGUAGAACUGAUGUUUAAGAUCAUUGGCCCUUUUAGUAAAAGGAAUACUAGCCUUAUGAAGGUUGCUUUAGACACACUUGCUGCAUUGCUAAAAUCAAAAACAAAUGCCAGGAGAGCAGUAGACAGAGGAUAUGUGCAGGUGCUUUUAACGAUUUAUGUUGAUUGGCACCGUCAUGAUAGUCGACACAGAUACAUGCUGAUACGUAAAGGAGUGUUACAGUGCAUUAAAAGUGUUACAAACAUCAAACUGGGAAGAAAAGCAUUUAUUAAUGCCGAUGGGAUGAAAAUUCUUUACAACACUUCACAGGAGUGCCUUGCAGUAAGAACUCUUGAUCCUCUCGUCAAUACAUCCAGCCUAAUAAUGAGAAAAUGUUUUCCCAAAAAUCGUCUUCCUUUGCCAACUAUUAAAAGUGCUUUCCAUUUCCAACUCCCAGUUAUCCCUGCCAGUGGUCCAGUGGCUCAGCUGUACAAUUUGCCUCCUGAUGUGGAUGAUGUAGUAGAUGAAAGUGAUGAUAACGAUGAUGCUGAAACAGAAACAGAAAUUGAAACUGAAAUUGAUGAUGACAAGGACGAGCAUUUUAAGAAUGAUGAUAUUGAGACUGAUAUUAAUAAACUGAAACCUAGACAGGAAUUGGGAAGAUCCAAAGAAGAACUGAAAAUGUAUGAGCAUUUUUUCCCAGAACUUUCAGAAAACUUUCAGGAAUGGGACUUAGUUUCCAAGGAACCAAAGCCUUUUGUACCUGAUGCAAAUUUGAGUGGACCUAUUGUUGUUCCUACAGCCAGUGAGGAGCACUCUGCUGAAGCAAACCCAUCAACAAAAGGAGUUGCUUUAAAGGAGUGCAAUCCUUUAUUGACAGAGGAAUACAAUAGAAGGCCAGUGUUUCUGGAACUACCAAAGAAAGAUAACCUGAAAGACAGCAGUUUACAUCAGCAAAAUGAUCAAAGAGGCAUGCUUCCAUCAUGCGAGUGUCUAAGCCAAGAAAUUGUGAAAGGCUUGGACAGAAUCAGUCUCCAGGACAGUGCAAAAAAUGAUCAAUAUUAUGGUUCAGAGCGUGUAGUAAAGACGGAAAGCAAAACUAGCCUUACCACACUUACUUGUAGUAAAUCCUGUGAGCAAGUUUCACCUUCUGGAGGUGGUCUCUUUGAAGGAUCAUCUGUCCAGCUGGGAAAACUCUGCUGCACUGGAGUGGAUUCAGAGGAGGAGGAGGAGGAUUCCAGAUCUAGUUCACCAGGAGAGCAUGUCAUGCUUCAAGUUUCUGAUGUAUCACCAGUUCAUGACUGUGAUCUUUAUCUUGAAAUGGUGAAGCACACAAAAUCUGUUCCGGAAUACUCGGAAGUGGCUUAUCCAGAUUAUUUUGGCCAUAUUCCACCCCCAUUUAAGGAACCUAUUCUGGAAAGGCCAUAUGGGGUGCAGAGGACAAAAAUCUCUCAAGAUAUUGAAAGGCUGAUUUAUCAAAAUGACAUUAUAGAUAGAGUUGUGUAUGACCUUGAUAAUUUGAGUUUUUCUGUACCAGAGGAGGCAGAUGUUUUGAAGUUUAAUUCCAAAUUUGAAUCUGGAAACCUGCGCAAAGUUAUUCAGAUCAGAAAAAAUGAGUAUGAUCUAAUUCUGAACUCAGAUAUAAAUAGCAAUCAUUACCAUCAAUGGUUUUACUUUGAAGUCAGUGGAAUGAAAACUGGCACUGGUUACCGGUUUAACAUCAUCAACUGUGAAAAGUCAAACAGUCAGUUCAACUAUGGUAUGCAGCCCCUCAUGUAUUCUGUUCAGGAAGCACUACGUUCUCGACCAUGUUGGACUCGUGUUGGGACAGAUAUUUGUUACUACAAGAAUCACUUUUCAAGAAGUUCAAUUGCUGCUGGGGGCCAGAAAGGAAAAUCUUAUUACACAAUUACAUUCACAGUGACUUUCCAACAUAAAGAUGAUGUGUGCUACUUUGCUUACCAUUAUCCAUAUACAUACUCAACUUUAAAGAUGCAUCUUAGGAAGCUGGAAUCUAUGCACAACCCUCAGCAGAUAUAUUUUCGGCAUGACGUUCUCUGUGAGACCCUGGCUGGCAACAGCUGUCCAUUAGUCACUAUUACAGCCAUGCCAGAGUCCAAUUACUAUGAACAUAUCUGUCAGUUCAGGAAUCGUCCUUAUAUAUUCCUAUCUGCUCGUGUACAUCCUGGAGAGACUAAUGCAAGCUGGGUUAUGAAGGGAACACUGGAAUACCUUAUGAGCAAUAGUCCAAAUGCACAGUGUUUACGGGAAUCUUACAUUUUCAAAAUUAUUCCCAUGCUCAAUCCAGAUGGUGUCAUCAAUGGAAACCACCGUUGCUCUUUAAGUGGAGAAGAUUUAAACAGACAGUGGCAAAAUCCAAAUCCAGAUCUGCAUCCCACUAUUUACCAUGCUAAAGGGUUACUGCAAUAUCUGGCUGCUAUAAAACGUUUGCCUUUGGUCUACUGUGAUUACCAUGGUCAUUCUCGUAAAAAGAAUGUAUUUAUGUAUGGCUGCAGCAUCAAAGAGACGAUGUGGCAUACAGGUGUUAAUGCUGCCUCUUGUGACCUGAUGGAAGACCCUGGUUACAGGGCACUCCCCAGGAUCCUGAGUCACACUGCCCCUGCAUUCUGCAUGGGCAGCUGCAGCUUUGUGGUGGAAAAGUCUAAGGAAUCUACAGCACGAGUUGUUGUCUGGAGAGAGAUAGGAGUACAAAGGAGCUACACAAUGGAAAGCACAUUAUGCGGAUGUGACCAGGGCAAGUAUAAAGGGUUGCAGAUAGGUACCAGAGAACUGGAGGAGAUGGGAGCAAAGUUCUGUGUUGGCUUGCUGCGUUUAAAAAGGAUGUCCUCACCUUUGGAAUACAAUCUGCCUUCUAAUCUGUUGGACAUUGAAAAUGACCUGAUUGAGUCAAGCUGUAAGGUGACAAGAAAAAUGAGAAGCUACCUACAGAAAAAGCAGCCCCACUACGUACGUUUUGGAUGAAGAUGAGCCUCGCUUCCUUGAAGAAGUUGAUUACAGCGCAGAGAGUAAUGACGAUCAAGACGUUGAAGUAGCUGAUAAUGCAGGUGAUUAUGAGGCAACUAAUCAAGAUGACGGACUUUCAGACACAGAUUCAACAAAGAUACUCCUUUCUUGAACCAGCUUUGCUGCCAGUAACAGAAAAUAAAGUAUCCUGGAUUUCCAGUAAUCUUUCCUUGCUGUUUUCUAUAAAGGGGAUAAAGCUUCAGUUAACACAAAUAACUGGGGCCUGCAUAGCUCAAGGACAGUAAAUAUUUCUGAUAAAUUUGCAUUUGUUUUAUUUAAGGACUUCUGUGUAUUCUUUAAGCCCUAAAUAGAUAAAUUUAUUUACCAGUUCAUUUUCUACUAAAUAGUACUGCAUGGCAUUUUGUGUCCUUAAACCCCAUCUUCAGAAAAAUGGUUUAUAAUUUUUAGUGUUUCAAGGUACAGAAACUAACUUUUUGUGGUACAUUAUUCCUUUGAGUUGCUUCCUGAAAAAUACAGAUGUACAGAUUUUCUAAAUUAAUUUGUGUGUCUGUGUAUAUGCGCGUGUGUAUAAGGAGGUGAAGAGGUUAUUUUUCAACAUUAUUUCAAUGAUACUUGAUUGUGUUUGAAGCAAUGUAGUGCCUGCUCUGAAACCAUUCAGUAAUUACUAAAUUAAAAGUGAGAACACGAUGUACGAAUAACACUUGUUUCUUGCUUCUUAUGAUUAUGUGUUUUUGCCACAGUAUUAAGUGAAAAUUCUUACUAAUGUCUGUUCAGAGUUCAAGAAUUUUGCACAGUGACCAAAGCAGACUGUGCUUAGAAGAACUAGACUCUGGUAUAAAACUCACCCAUAAAAUAGGCAUGAUUUAAUUUGAAGAAGUUUUCUUGUUAAGUGUACAUGUCUACAGGAAGAGCUCAGGUAUGUACACUCUAUAUAUAUUCAGCUACACAGCUGCUCUGUUUUUCUUCUUGAAUAUGCACACAGUUUAAAAAUGUUCUCUUUACCAGAGGCACGUUAACUAUAUACCCAAUUCAACUGCUUUAGGGGGAUGAUGCAUUUCAGUUGAAACCUUUUUUGCCUGAUUGCAACCUAGUGCUAACUCUGCUCUGAUAAGGAGACUGGAGUGUAACUUCCUGAGGUCUCUUCCAGGCUGAAUAAUUAUUCUGUGGCUCUGUAUUCUUCAUGUUUAAAGUCAAGCUGUCAGGGAUGUGUUUUGUACUUCUUCAUCUUCUCCUAUUGUCUUCUAAUUCUUAUUGCUUCUUGCCUCUGCUUAAAAUAAGAUUUAAUAGAGAAAUGAAGAAAGUUGUAGUCCAUGGUUUACAGAACUGACAUGUUUUGCAAUGAAAAAUACUUUGAAAAUUUAUUUUUACUUGAUGUGACCCAGUUGUGGCAUUCAUUUUCUUCUGCAUGUGCAAGGGCUUUAAGAACAUGAAGAAUAACAUUUCUAAUUUAUAGCAGGUUUUUAACUGAUGGGGAUUUUCUGUAUGUUUGUUGUUCCAAAUAAAACUGUAUUUUGGAGGGGAAGGAUGUCUUCAGUAGAGUGAUUAAAAUAGAAUAAAAUCUAUGAGAAUUAACUGUAUCGGUGUUUUUCAGCCAGGAGAUGGAUUGCACCAGGAUAUGUGCUUUCAGAUUCAGCAUUUGUUGGUAACACCUGUCCAUAGUAUUCUGACUCUGAAACUGGGGAAGGGGUUUUGAUCCCUUGUUAUAUGUGACUGUAUUUUUGUUUAAAGGCUUAAAUUUAUAUUAAUAAACAUGUGGACACAUGUAGGGAUGAAAAACAUGGGAAAGUUGGAAGCAUUUAGAGUCUUGUUCCUUUGUAAGUUUUUCUCUGUAGUGAAAAUUAUCUUUCCUUGUGUUCUGUGAACUACACACUGUAAGUAAGAAAAUUUAUUUAUUACUCUGUUAAAGGAAGAGCCCUCUGCAUUGAAAUCAGAGAAAUUUGGGAAUCUGUCAAAUAGAAGAAUUAACCUUGCCGGAGAAUUUGAAUUAUUUUUCAGUCCAAUGACAGCAGUUCAGAAUGCUCAUACUGCCCUGUCAAUCUUAUACUACUUAUCUGCAUAAAUACAUUUUCCUCCUUCAGAGCUCCUCCUUCAGUGGGAGUAGUAUUGAUAAAUAAAAUUAUUCAUAAACAGUUUCACUUACAUUUCAGAGAAUGCAGGAUGCCACGUGUUUGUUAACUCCAUUGUGCAUGUCUCCUUAAGUUUCAUUUGAAUUUGUAUUAAUCUUGGAAUGCUAUUUUUGAACUACUGGCAAGAAUAGAAAUAUACUUCAUCCAUUUAGAAAGAAUUGUGGCUUAGUAGUACAAAAUUGUCUUUUCCUCCUGAGUACAUAUGUAUAUUUGUUCUUCUCAUGACUCCUACAGCUUUUAAUCUCUAAAAAAAAAAAAAAAAAAAAAAAAAAAAGAGUUACUGGCUCUUUUAUAAGGAUAACAUGUUUAUUAUACAUUAGAUUGUAAUGCAGUUAUGCAUUAGAUUUCACUUAGGUGUUGGAUGCCAUUCUGGCAUGCUGGUCUGAGCUUCUACCAGAGUAAUUCUAAUGCAAGAGGUGAACUUUGUCCCUGUCUUACACAUUGUUGAAAAUGCAAAGGUUGUUACCACAGAUGUUUUCCAGUACUUGCCUUUUGAAAGGUAAAGUCUCCAUUCAUGCUCAGAGGGAUGCCAGCUCAUGGGAAGAACUACAAUGAGAACUGCUUCAUACGGUUUAUCCCUUCUCCAAUACCUGUAGCCAUUGUUUCAGUGGUGUUGACAGAUAGACGCCGGUGGCCCCAUUUAUGUGUUUUGGUGGCAAGUCUGGUGUUUAGCUGAAAAAAGAACAGCUAACACUUGAGCAACACAUUCCAUUCUCUUUCUGUGGCAUUCACCCUGAAGAAAUGGGCAGAAUGAUAGCAAAGAACGGCAGCGUCUUUGAUUGUCACAAAUCAGUCAUUGAGCACGGUCUGUCCCAGACAAUUGACUGUCUUUAUUCUAUGCACUGGGAUUUCAAUGUGUCUUUGGUUUUAAAUGAUGGUAUUUGCUAUAAGCAUGACUGGUUCUGUGUAGGCAAAGAACAUAUCCCUAGAUCUUCCUCUAGUAAUAACAAAUAAGACUAUAAAUAAUAAUUACAUCUGUAUCAUUUACUGUCAAUUGCUUCUAAGUAACUGGUGGUGGACAAUGAAUUACUCUAUUCCCUUUCCAGAAAUAAUUCAAGUUGCAUCAGAAAUCUUGGUACUGUGUCUUCACUGGUGACAUCCCCUGGUGUAAUAUAACUUAAAGCAACUUGUGCCAAAAUCUUGCCUGAGCAUCUUUCAAGGUGGAUGUAUCAGCCUGACUUACCAGGGAGUUUGGUUUGAAUCUCAAAUAAGACUGCAGAAGCAGCAAACACUGUUCACUAAAUGAAAAAUACAAGUUUUAGAUAAGUUCUGUUGUAAUGCUGUGAUAGAUUUAAUUGUUGCAGUGUUAUUAUGCAUGCCCCAAAUACCAAUACCUAUUAAUAAAAAUGCAUAAUAAAGAAUUAAUUACAA
Messenger RNA from Parus major (Great Tit), 7370 nucleotides. RefSeq names its product ATP/GTP binding protein 1 (gene AGTPBP1). Gene Ontology annotation, biological process: C-terminal protein deglutamylation; proteolysis; protein side chain deglutamylation. The record is from RefSeq and is a predicted model, not a curated record. Gene Ontology annotation, molecular function: metallocarboxypeptidase activity; zinc ion binding. The transcript is spliced from 28 exons. The coding region runs from base 307 to 3870 and encodes 1187 amino acids. NCBI's taxonomy places the organism in Eukaryota, Metazoa, Chordata, Aves, Passeriformes, Paridae.